AUGGGUGCGCGGCGCGGGGCGUGCGGGCCGGCCCCGCCCCGCCCGGCCGCGGCUUUAUAACGGGCAUCCCCAUGGCCGAGGCGGGGAACCUGCCGCCGAGGGACGGGCGCAGCCGCCCGCCUGCCUGCCCAGCCCGUCCCGCUGCUGCCGCCCUGCCGCCGCCGCUCCGCCGAGCCGAGGGGACGAUGCCGUCGCUGCUGCUGCUGCCCGCGGCAUGGCGCAGCGCCGGGGCUCGCCCGCUGCUGCUGGCGCUGCUGCUGCUGCCGGCGCAUCUGCCCCAGGGCGGCGGGCACCGAGCCGCGGGGCCCCGGUUUUUAAUCAGCGACCGUGACAGAGACCCUCAGUGUAACCUGCAUUGCUCCAGGUCCCAGUCCAAGCCCCUGUGUGCUUCCGAUGGCAGGACGUAUGAGUCCAUGUGCGACUACCAGAGAGCCAAGUGCCGGGAAGCGAGCUUGAGCGUGACACAUCGGGGCCGGUGCAAAGAUGCUGGCCAAAGCAAGUGUCGAUUAGAGAGAGCUCAAGCACUGGAACAGGCAAAGAAGCCCCAGGAAGCGGUCUUCAUCCCGGAAUGCAACGAGGAUGGAUCAUUCACGCAGGUGCAGUGCCAUACCUACACGGGAUACUGCUGGUGUGUGACACCUGAUGGCAAGCCUAUUAGCGGUUCUUCUGUACAGAACAAAACUCCUGUAUGUUCAGGUUCUGUAACUGAUAAACCGUCAGGCCAGGGUAACUCAGGAAGGAAAGUUUCUUUUCGAUUCUUUUUAACUCUCAAUUCAGAUGACGGGUCGAAGCCAACGCCUACCAUGGAGACCCAGCCUAUUUUCGAUGGAGAAGAGAUCACAGCACCCACCCUGUGGAUUAAGCAUUUGGUCAUCAAAGAUUCCAAACUGAACAGCUCCAGCGUAAGGAAUUCAGAGAAAGUUCACUCCUGCGACCAGGAAAGGCAGAGCGCUCUGGAGGAGGCCAGGCAGAACCCCCGUGAGGGUAUCGUCAUCCCCGAGUGUGCUCCGGGAGGGCUCUACAAACCAGUGCAGUGCCACCAGUCAACUGGGUACUGCUGGUGUGUCCUGGUGGACACAGGACGCCCUCUGCCUGGUACUUCCACUCGCUAUGAGACCCCAGUGUGUGAAAGUGAUGCCAGAUCGAAGAGCACAGAGGUUGAUGAUCCCUUCAAGGACAGAGAACUUCCAGGCUGCCCAGAAGGGAAGAAAGUUGAAUUUAUUACCAGCUUACUCGAUGCUCUCACUACGGACAUGGUACAGGCUAUUAACUCAGCGGCACCUACUGGGGGUGGGAGGUUCUCCGAGCCAGACCCCAGCCACACGCUGGAGGAGCGAGUGGUGCACUGGUACUUUAGCCAGCUGGACAACAACAGCAGCAAUGACAUCAACAAGCGGGAGCUGAAGCCCUUCAAGCGUUACGUGAAGAAGAAAGCCAAGCCCAAGAAAUGCGCCCGACGUUUCACCGACUACUGUGACCUCAACAAGGACAAGUCCAUCUCCCUUCAGGAGCUGAAGGGGUGCUUGGGAGUCAGCAAGGAAGGAGGUAGCCUGAGCAGUUUCCCCAGUGGAAAAAGACAAGGCCUUAACCCUUUCAUAGGCCGCCUGGUGUAGCAGCAGAAGAUGGGAAGGGAAGGCAGGAGCCGACCCAGAGGAAAGAAAGACAGCGACAGACGGACAGACACCUUGCUGCUUGUGAGCAAGCAUGCAGCAUCAGCAACAUCCAACGUAGCAGAAGUGGCACCCAGAACGUUUGCACUUUCUAAUAAUUGGUUUGGGUUUGGGUUUGUUUUUAAUUUCUUUUCAAUGCCAUUAUCUAAUACUUUGGAGAGUGGGGGGGAAACAGGAUCAUGACUUUUUAAAAUUGGAACAGCUACUGAUGACUUAAAAUUGAGUUCACUGGGACUCAAAGAAAGAGAAUUUUAUAUACUGUAUAUAAAUAUGUAUGUAAAUUGUACAGUUGUCUUGUACAGGGGUUGGAGUCACUGUUCUGUUCCUCCCUUUGCUUUUGAAGGCUGUUAGGGUUAGAGGGACACUUUGCAUUUAAUGGGUUACAGUACUGCAUUCAUUUCUGACACGAUCCACCACUCAGUUGCAAACAGAUCUCCUUAACAUCCCCAUGCACAAAGGAGCAAGCAUAUCAGCAUGACCUGUGCUCACAGGUGUGCACACGGUGCCCAAAAAAACAACUGUUUCUUGGGAACCCCCUCUGUUCUUACUGCACAGCCCCGUGCAACUCGCAGGCGUGGGGGCUUUUGAGAGAGCACAGGUUUCACCUCAGUAGUGGUGCACUGCAAAGCAGCUUAAAGUAGGCUUAGGAAAGGGUUGUAUUAAGGAAAUAUAAAAGUAGUUUCUGCACCUGUUGCAAAUCGGGCAGAAAUGAAUUGCAAAUGCAUUGCUAUCCAAGCUCAGAAGACAUGCUUAGCAAAGAUGUGCCGUGUCCUGGAAAUCUAACGCUAUUGUAAGGACAUGGGAGCCAUACACCCUAGUGGAGUCAGCGGAGUGAUGUCCUGCAUCUUCUUCUCUGACAAAGUGUUUGUCUGUAUGGUGUAAAACAAUAAAAAUACUGAGAAACCUGCUUAAAAGCAGUAUCAGCCUGCCUAUUGCUUUGCUGGAGAGCAAAGAAUAUAUUUGUCAGUGCAAAAAGACACAAUUAUGCUGCCGGUCCCCAAAAGUCUGGUUUAUUUACGUUGCAUCUCUACAGCUUGGGCUGUGCUCCCUGGUAAAGGAUUGUCUGCAAUGGCUGUUCUUGUCUUUGGUGGCUGUGAAUCCCAAGCUCCUCUCCUGCACAGCAGAGGGUCUGUCUAGCUUAGAGUACCCACUUCACCUGAUUCUCCAGUACCAGUGCCUCCCAUGCUUUUAUACUCCGGUAGCAUGUUACAGGAAUAGUGAAGGCCUGGAUCGAAGAGCCUGGUACUGCUGGAGCCCACAGGAGCUGUUUCAACCACCAGCAUUUUUUCCAAAGUUGUCUUUUUAAUCUCAGUCAGAUGCAAUUGUGAAGUCAGCAGAUCAGCUCUCCUGGGUUUUGGGCAGAGUGGGGUGGGACGCCCUAUGUUCUGCUUUCCUUUGCUCAUUUUCAGCCUCUGUCAGCACUUGCCCGUUCACAGGGGAUGUUCUGAGCACCUUCCCGCUUCAGACCUGGCAAUCUUUGUGCCACUCGUCUCUGGACCAAAACCUGUAGUCAGAGAUGACGUCGUGCCAUGCUAAUAGGAGAUCACACCAACAAUUGCUUGUGAAAGCAUUGUGUUACUGUAGAAACUGGGCCUGUCUCUUGAGGCUUUGCUGCUGUGGUAAAAGAUGUUGCAACCCAGCGUCUUCACUCUGUGGCAAGUCACCAUGAUGAUAGCUUGAGAUAAACACAUCACAGCAGGACUGGCCUGAUGCAGUAAGUUAGUGCCUUGUUGACAAAAUGGAAAGUUAGAAAAAAGAAUAAGCUUUCUUUAAAUAACAGUUUAAUAGCAAUAAUAGCUCUUCCCCUGGGAAGUAGAUUGGCGCUGAUUAAAGCAUUUGACAUGGUUGAAAACACCUCUGGUAAUCUCUGAAGUUUACAUUACACCACCACAAUGUAAAGAAAAACACUCUAAUAUGAGCAGAUCCUGCUGCUGGAUCUUCAUGGUUCCCACAUACAAUGUAUGUGCUUUUCUGGACUGCAAGUUCCCAUUUCUCAAUUGCAUCUCCUUUUUUUAAAUGUCCAGCACGCAUCUUUUGUGUGUUGAAAUGAUUUGGUUUAGUGUAUAGUUAGAAACGUCCCUGUCACUCAUUAAUCCUAUUGUAGGAGUGAAGAAUGAACCCAACUGUAUAAAAAAAGACACCACGUCUUUAUAUGCUAGUUUUAGGAAUUAAAAGCUCUGGCUGCUGUUUUUUUGUUUGUUUAUGUUUUUUGUUUUCUAAUGCAUAGUUGCAUCCAGCAAAAGCAGGCGGUUGGAUGCCUACAGGAGCUCUGUCAUCCAGCCAGCAGGGGCAGGCAAUGCCCCACAAGAUCACGGGGCGAGUGCAGAGAUGCUAAAAGUCAUUGCAUCUUUUCUCCUGGAAAUCUAAGUGAAACAGCCAGCCAGUGCUGCUGCCCGCCACAUAAUUAUCCUUCUGCAGACCUUUUUCUCAUUCUUGCAUUCUUCCCCUCUAAAAGGCCUGCAUACACAUGUAGUUCGCAAUUAAAACUGAAUGAGUUCUCCGAGGAAGCCUAAUAAGGGUUGCUUGUUGGUUUUAGCUCUGGUAUUGGUGGGUAUUCACAUUAGGCUAGUGCUGACUUGAUGGAUCGGGAUCCAAGAUUUAUAUUGUUUCCCCUUUAUUUUUAUGGGAGGAGUCCAAGUCCCAGCCUCCCAACCUGGAGUUCACACAGGCCUCUGAGCAGCUUGUGGCAGAAUUGUAUGUUGGCGUGCAAGACCCAAGCGCCGUGGCUGUGUGAUGGCUGGACAGGGGUUGUGUUACUUGUUCUGGGUUUGUGCAUUGGGUGCUCACACAGACAGCACUGGUCCUGAUUCAUAUAACCCAUCCAGUCAGUUGUCCAUACAGUCCAUACUCAUCACAACAGCAGUGCCUCAGCUUUCCUCUUCCCUUGUUGCUUUUCUGGCCUGGUCACUGGCCAGUCCCCCUGGCUGCCAGGCCACACUUGUCCUUCCAUGGCAGUGGCAAGCGUGUUCUGCUCUGCCUUGCAUCAGGAGCAUCCUACUGAAGCUGGGGCAGGACAGUGUCAGAGUCGUGCCUGGCAGCAGACCCUGGACGUGUCUCUCCUCCUGGGCUCUCCAGCUCUACUUUGGAUGACAGCUGAAAACAGCUGGGACAGAGAAGAGAGCCAGGGCUCCACAGUGCAAGUCAUCCGUGCCUCCUGCCAGAAACAAAACCCCUUCCUUUUGUGCUGAUCCUCCAAGGACAUGGUGUGCUGGAGGGACUGCGUUAUGGUGGGAUUCAUUCAUACAAAGGCAUUGCUUUCCACAGCCUAAGUUUGUACUGAACUUUUCCUGCCCCAUCACGUUUCUGCCUAUGGCAUCGUUAGACUGAAAGGCAUCUGUUUGAUUCUGGUUUUGUAAUAAAAUAGAUAACUUUUGCUCUA
Messenger RNA from Anas platyrhynchos (mallard), 5049 nucleotides. RefSeq names its product SPARC related modular calcium binding 1 (gene SMOC1). The record is from RefSeq and is a predicted model, not a curated record. Gene Ontology annotation, cellular component: basement membrane. Gene Ontology annotation, biological process: extracellular matrix organization. NCBI's taxonomy places the organism in Eukaryota, Metazoa, Chordata, Aves, Anseriformes, Anatidae. Gene Ontology annotation, molecular function: calcium ion binding; extracellular matrix binding; protein binding.